AUGACAGAGUUCAGCUUAUCUGAACACUUAACUAGAUUCCAAACAAGUGAUAAGCAGACUUUCCCUGCAGUUGAAAAUCCAGGCAAUGAGUUGAACACUGUGAUCGACGUGCUAGCGGUAUCUCCUGAACUGAUAGAUGACAGCAGUGACACGCUAGAUGGUCUCAUGGAUUUGGUACAUGGGUUUCCCCAGCUGCAGCCACAGCAUCAGACGCAGCUCUCAUAUCUCGUCAGCACUUCUCUCGCGCAUCUCGCUCUGAGCAUUAACUCAAGUUUGUCUGGCGGUGCAACCAAUGCCGAGAUUAUGAACUACCUGCCGCAGUGGAGAAGACAGCUGGAAGAGUACGGCUAUCUUAUACAUGUGCUUCUGUAUUUUCUGGAGCAAGAGUUAUCCAGCGCAGCUUCACAAAACAACGUUGCUAAAACAAGCGGACGGGCCCAUCAGCCGUCGACGAACUCGAUCAACAUGCUAAAGAAAGUGACGUCUCAAAUAGAGAAUAUCUUGGAGUGUACUUUGAAACUUUUUGCAUUGAAUUUGUCACGGCUAUUUCCAACCACACCUGAAAGAGAUCUCUUUGUAGGGCUGUUUACUAAGCCCCUGUAUGUCCUGAUAGAAACGGAGCAGGUAUUAAAAAUGCCGGCAAUCAAGCUUUUCAUCUUUAGAAUUAUUGGAAUUGCGGUUAAAAACCUCGGUCAAAGUUCUAGCACUCAAAAUGCCAUUUUGACUUCAUUGACUUAUUUUGCACAUCUAAACACCUUUAGCGCAGAACUACUGCAGACAAUUAAUGACGAGUUCGAUUAUCCUCAGCUUACUGAAGACAUUUUGAGAGAAAUCAGCAAUAAAGAAUUUAAUAGCAAGGAUGUUAAGGGCCCCAAGUCCAUAUCUGCAUUUUUGGUGAAAUUAUCGGAAUUGAUCCCAAGAAUUGUUUUGAGGCAGAUGACUCUGAUUGUAAAGCUACUCAAUAAUAGCUCGUUUACAUUGAGAUGUGCAGUCGUGGAAGCCUGUGGUAAUAUAGUUGUCGAAAUAUCAAAAAAACAGGAAGACCUCGACUUACAUAAGCAGUCUGUGGAAGUACUGCUGGAGCUUUUGGAAGAAAGGUUUGCGGACUCUAAUCCAUAUGUUAGAACCAAGGCGAUUCAGGGCUGUCUUAAAAUAUGUGAUCUUUCUGUGAAGUUCAAGAAGCACAGGAAUAACGUUGUCAAGCUCGCCGUUCGAUCCUUGCAGGAUAGGUCUUCUCUAGUGAGGAGGAACGCAGUUAAACUACUGACCAAACUUUUGUUGACGCACCAAUUUGAUGCUCUUCAUGGAACUCAACUGGGCUUAUCUAUAUGGGAAGGUCGCCUCAACAGUGCAGAAGCACUGUGGAACGAAACGAUGGGCGCCUCCCUAGAGUCUCAAAGAAGUACGUUAGACGAAUUGAUAGAAAAAAGCAUACGAGAGGACGAUGACAAUGGCUCCUCCAGCGAGGAUGACGAACGGCAAAUAUCAAGAUUAGAGCGGGAAGCCGAAGAUCUCCCUACAACCAACGCAAAUGCCGCUUUCAAGAUGAAGCUGACCAUUCAAUAUUACAAAGAUGCUAUAGCUUUCAUCAAAUGCAUUCAUGAAGGAAUCCGCCAAUCCUGUCAACUUUUACUCUCUAGAAAUCGUAAUGAGGUACUGGAGAUCAUGGAUUUUUUGGUAUUGACUGAUGCUUACAGUAUAGAGUUGAGUUCUAUUGGAGUUCGCAAGAUGCUACAUUUGGUGUGGAUGAAAGGAACAAACGAGGAGGGGACGAGUAUUGUGUCGCAUCUUAUAUCAAGCUAUUACCAGUUAUUUUUGACGCCACCAGAUGGUUCAAACUUUAAAGAAAAGGCGGCGUACAUCGCCACCAAUCUGAUUCAUAUGACCGAAAAUACAUCGGCAGCCGAUCUAGCUUCCUUGGAGAAGCUGCUGGGCCUCAUAUAUCAAGCUAAUUACAUUGAUCAGGAUGCUAUCAAUGUCCUGUGGGCAUUUUAUAAUUCAAGCGCCUGCGGUACAGGAAAAAUCAACACGAAAAAGAUCCAUGGAUCCAUCAUCGUACUCGGAAUGCUCUCCCUGGCCGAUCAUACUAUAGCGCAGAAGGGUUUAGACUCGUUGCUAAACGUAGGACUCGGUGAACCGGGGACUAAAGACCUUGUUUUGUUGAAGUAUUCAUGUAUUGCUCUUCAGCGAAUCAUCCCUAAAGGAUCCAGCGCCAUCUUCUCUGGAAUAGCCAAUGAGAAAUUGGUAGUGCAAAAACUACAUGCACGCAUUAUCGAUAAUGUGCGCGAUCCCGAAUUCUAUCCUGCUUGCGAGGAAGCUAUAAAGGCACUAUUCACCAUUUCCACUUCUCCUGACACUGUGGCGACGGACAUAGUGAGGGAAAAAACCAUGAUAACGUUCGGAAAGAAAGAAAGUGACGACCUCACCACGUACACGGUUUCCCGGACAGCUUCUUUAGCUCAAUUACUCUUCAUCAUUGGUCAUAUCGCGAUCAGUACGAUCGUUUACGUCGAAAAGUGUGAGGCAGAAUUCAAGAAGCGGAAGAUUGAAGCUGAGGCUAAAAGCGCUUCUGGACCAAAUUCUCAUGAACCCAACGUUGCCGAAGAACGACAGCAAGAACUUGAGAUGAUUGGCGGUACCAACGAGGAUGAUUUUGCUGACGCUGUUAAUUUUGUAAAAGAGAAUGAACUGCUAUUUGGCGACUUCUCCUUGCUGGCAAAGUUCGGACCCUUGGUUGAAGAAGUUGUUUCAAAUAGUGCUAAAUUUUCCGACGCAAUGCUUCAAAGAACGGCGUUACUUUGUCUAGCAAAAUUCAUGUGUGUUUCAUCGAAGUACUGCGAGAAAAAUCUACCACUUUUAAUAACCAUCUUAGAAAAAUCACCCGAUCCGAUUAUUCGUUCCAAUGCCAUUCUUGGUCUAGGAGAUAUGGCCGUUUGCUUCAACAACUUGGUAGACGAAAACACAGAGUUUCUUUACCGUCACCUACAUGACGAAGAUUUGAUGGUCCAAAAGACUUGUUUGAUGACAGUGACGUUUUUAAUUCUUGCGGGACAGGUAAAGGUAAAAGGUCAGUUAGGACAGAUGGCAAAAUGUCUAGAGAAUACAGACCAAGGAAUUAGCGAUAUGUGCAAGCUAUUUUUCACUGAAUUGGCUACCAAAGAUAAUGCUAUAUACAAUGGGUUUAUUGACAUGUUCAGUAGUCUCUCGAAAGAUGAGGAUUUGGAGCGUGGUUCCUUCAAGCGAAUUCUGAAAUUUUUGCUCACAUUCAUUGACAAAGAGAAACAUCAAAGGCAGCUCAGUGAGAAACUGCUCGUGCGUUUGCAAAAGUCGCAAACCCAAAAAGAGUGGGAUGAUGUCGCAUUUGUUCUAAACAGUUUACCGGCCAAGUCUGAAAGAGUUGGGGGGCUAUUAGCGGAGGGCUUCAAAAUUGUUGCCGCAAGAGAUUGA
Molecule: messenger RNA, 3447 nt
Organism: Lachancea dasiensis
Lineage: Eukaryota; Fungi; Ascomycota; Saccharomycetes; Saccharomycetales; Saccharomycetaceae
Source: the annotation of a GenBank genome assembly